Messenger RNA from Xyrauchen texanus (razorback sucker), 1358 nucleotides. Its product is annotated as survival of motor neuron-related-splicing factor 30. Gene Ontology annotation, cellular component: cytoplasm; precatalytic spliceosome; nucleus. Gene Ontology annotation, molecular function: RNA binding. The record is from RefSeq and is a predicted model, not a curated record. The coding region runs from base 34 to 744 and encodes 236 amino acids. Gene Ontology annotation, biological process: regulation of alternative mRNA splicing, via spliceosome; mRNA processing. Lineage: Eukaryota; Metazoa; Chordata; Actinopteri; Cypriniformes; Catostomidae. The transcript has 6 exons.
GACAUAUCCAGCAAGAGGUCAACACGGAGGAAGAUGUCUGACGAAUUGGUGAAGCAGUUGAGCAAUUAUAAGGCUCAGCUGCAGCAGGUGGAAGCUGCGCUCUCUACAGAUCCAGAAAAUGAAGAUCUGCUUAAACUGCAGAAGGACCUCCAGGAGGUGAUUGAGUUGACAAAAGACCUGUUGACAUCACAGCCAGUGGAGGGUGUGGCCAGCGAGAAAAGCUCAGAGGCAGCCGUGCCCACUCACAACUGGAGAGUUGGAGACCGGUGUAUGGCUGCCUGGAAUCAGGAUGGACAGGUGUAUGAGGCAGAGAUUGAGGAGAUUGACGGCGAGAAUGGUACAGCAGCCAUCACCUUCUCUGGCUAUGGAAACGCAGAGGUGGUGCCACUUCAUGCACUCAAAGCCACAGAGGAGGGUGGGAGCAGGGAUGAGGAUGGAAAGCCUAAGUCUAAGAAAGAGCUCCUGGCUGAGCAGAGGGAAUACAAGAAGAAGAAGGCCCAGAAGAAAGUGCUGCGCAUGAAGGAGCUUGAACAGGAAAGAGAAGAUCAGAAAUCCAAAUGGCAGCAGUUUAACAAUAAAGCCUAUUCAAAGAAUAAAAAAGGACAGGUAAAGAGGAGUAUAUUUGCAUCUCCAGAAAGCGUGAACGGAAAGGUUGGUGUCGGCACAUGUGGGAUCGCUGAUAAACCCAUGACUCUGUACAACGACACUUCAAAGUAUAAUGUCAGGCAUCUAAUGCCCCAGUGAUUUGUCUUGUCUGUGUCCAUCUGAUACCACCCACCGAUAAACUAAACAGUAUCCCACUCAUAGCCAAAUUGUAAACAGUUUUGAUUGGACAUGAAAUUAUAUAGUAGCACAUUUCCAGAGUAGGAACCCCCCCCCCUAAAUUAUUAGUAAUAAUAAUUAUUAUUACCACCCACCGAUAAACUAAACAAUAUCCCACUCAUAGCCAAAUUAUAAACAGUUUUGAUUGGACAUGAAAUUAUAUAGUAGUACAUUUCCAGAUUAGGAACCCCCCCCCACACACACACACACACUGAGAUUUUGGAGCUGUUCUGUACUGACGAGUCUUUGGAUAUUCCUGUUAAGUCUCAUCAUUCUCCCAGCACUGACUCUCUGGACAUUCAGUUACUGAAGAUGGAGAAAUCUGUCCUGUAGUUUUUUUUUUAUGUGUUAAACACAUAAAACGUAUAUAUGAUUUUGAAGUCUGGGAAAACUGGUGUUGUGGAAUUUAUGCCGUUUUCUCUUGUGCUCUCUUCACCUCUAUGUGUAAUAUGCGCUCUGCUGCGGCCCAUUUUUGUGUCAAGUUACUUUUCAGUUUUGUAUAUUUACAUAUUUUAGAGGAAUAAACAUUGAUUUGU